UUACUCAAGAGUCAUGAGAAGAAAGAGUAAUGAGAAGAAGCUCAGGUAUGAAGGCGAAACUUGAUUGAUUUGUACAAGUUCAGAUAUCUCCCUUUACUGCUUUUCAAGCACAUUUUGACGUGAAAAUCAACGAGACGUGAAGAUCAACGUGUGUCAAUGCGCAAUCGCUGCGCAAGGUUGACGCACAUGAAUGCAUCAAAGUUGUCCACAGAGUUCCAUCAAAGAUGGCGUCUCAGCGUCGGCAAAUGAUGCAAAGCCAUCAGAGCUGGACAGAUGACCUGCCCCUGUGUCAGAUGUGCGGGGUGGGAACAGCCCCCAACUGUACCUACGGACCCGAUGGAAAGGACACCCAGAGCCACCCCAACGAGGACGGACACUUCAGGUUCAGCCUCAGUAGAACAGAUUGGACAAGACCACACACUACAUCAGACUGGGGGGGGGUGGAAUUAGGCCCCACAACACCCACCCGUAGCACGCUCUCCAGCAGAGGUGAGGAAGGCUGUUUCCUGUAUGGAGUGUUUAAUGGGUUUGAUGGGAGCAGAGUGUCCAGCUUCGUCUCUCAGUGUCUGACAGCAGAACUGCUUCUGGGACAGCUCAAGUCUACACACACUGACUCUGAUGUCCGCAGAAUUCUCUCACAGGCCUUCGACGUUGUAGAGAAGAGUUACUUUGAGACAAUCGGUGACGCUCUUGCAGAGAAGGCUACUAUUAUAUCCCAACUACCUGAGGGAGUAUCGUUCCACCAGCUCUCCCCCCAGAGUCAGAAGCUUUCCGAGAGGCUGAAGGACCUGGAGCAGGAAGUGUCUGGUGGAGCUACCGCUGUUGUGGCUCUGAUACACAACAACAAGCUCUACAUCGCCAACGUGGGUACCAACCGGGCCCUGCUGUGUAAGUCGACCAGCGACGGUCAGAACCAGGUGAUCCAGAUUGGACGACCUCACACCACAGAGAACGAGGACGAGCUCCAGAGACUGGCUGGGCUGGGUCUUGAUGUGUCUGGUCUUCGUCAGGCGGCUCUGAUAGCUGGUCAGAGCAGCACCAGGAGGAUUGGAGACUACAGGGUUAAAUAUAACUACACAGAUAUAGAUCUGUUGAGCGCCGCCAAGAACAAGCCAAUCAUAGCAGAGCCGGAGAUCCAGGCCAGCCAAUCGUUAGAGGGUGUGACGGGCUUCCUGUUGCUGAUGUCAGAGGGGCUCAUCAAAGCCCUGGAGUCUGCCCACGGACCUGAACAGGCCAAUCAGGAGAUGGUAGCGAUGGUAGCAGCAGAACUAGCCCAACAGGGAAGCCUAGAGGCCGUGGCCCAGUCGGUGGUGGAGCGGGAGCGGCUACACCACGAUGUCGCCAGCGGACGCCAGGCGUCCCACUGCUCCCGUCACGAAGACGGCCCAGCGCUGCCGUCACCACACCCACACAGG
This is a messenger RNA of Oncorhynchus tshawytscha (Chinook salmon), 1415 nucleotides long. Its product is annotated as TGF-beta-activated kinase 1 and MAP3K7-binding protein 1-like. Gene Ontology annotation, biological process: protein dephosphorylation. Gene Ontology annotation, cellular component: cytosol. Lineage: Eukaryota; Metazoa; Chordata; Actinopteri; Salmoniformes; Salmonidae. Gene Ontology annotation, molecular function: protein serine/threonine phosphatase activity. The record is from RefSeq and is a predicted model, not a curated record.